UGAGAGGUAGAAAGCGAGGAAGAAAGGUAAGAGGUACGAAGAAGACUCGGAAAGGAACGAUCAUCGAGAGACGGCAGUGCAUCGGGUGCUUCGCAGUGGACGGACGAUGUCGGUCCUACGAGACAUUUGAGACGCAUGAUAACGUCACGCAAAAAUGCCGAUCAUCCAGCUUCUUCUAUAUCUCGUGACCGUAGUCUUGUGCAACGUUCACGGUAGUCUUGAGCAUGAAAUCCCACGGAGAAGUUUCCUGUCGCGCAGAGCAAUUGAUGGGACUAGAGGAAGAAAAUAUUUCGAUCCCGAGGAAGAGGGUACCUUCGAUAGCUAUGGAUCAGCUGGUGGCCAAUAUGAUCGAUAUAAAGAUAAACAAGAUCAUAGUGACAUCAGGAUGAAUGUCCCAGGUGAACCAGAGAUCGAUUAUCCAGCUUACACUACAUUACCGCAGACAGGUUUUUCGUGUGAAGGGCGUUCACGCGGAUAUUAUGCGGACGAAGUAGCUGGAUGCCAAGUAUUUCACGUUUGUCACGACAUCUUGGUUUCCUCGUUCUUGUGCCCGAUUGGAUCCAUCUUUAGCCAAAAGCUUCUCACUUGCGAUUGGUGGAGUAAAGUUGAUUGCUCGACGACUCGAAAAUUUAUUGAAACAAAUCACGAUAAUCAUUAUCAAGAAGACGACGACGAAUUGAUACGCAAAGCUUACGGUAUGAUGGGUCUGCAAACUGGAACGGAUGUUGCCAGUGACGAAUUAGUGGAUCCUGAUAGAGGAGGAAAGAUCAUCGAUUACAUUACGAUCGAUUCCACUAGGAAUGAUUUGCCAAUUUAUCGUAAUGAUUUUCCACGAGAGAAAAAUCUUCCCAAUCAAUUUUUUUCUACUUACGAAGAACAUUCAGAAAGAACAAAUCCAAUUUAUACUAAUUCUUUUUAUAAUAAAAAUUAUUUCGAUCGAGCGUAUCAUGAUUCGCCUAUAAUUCGUAUCGAAAAAAUUGGAGAAGAAAAUUAUCGAGAAAGAGAAUCAGGUAGAUACGAUUACCAGGAUAUUCGAGACAAAUUAGGAAAACGGAUAAAUGAGUUUCAACCGUCGUAUGCACCAACCGUACCGACUGUAACUACUACCACAAGGAAAUUGUAUUCGCCUACAAUACCGACGACUAAUAGACCAUCAACUUUAGUUUAUAACAGGUUCGAUCAAGACAUCGAAAGUUCCGAUCAUCUUUACACACACAGUCAGGAAUCUAAAAGCUUCUUCACGCUAUCAACUCUUUCUAGUUUUAAUAAAAAUUCGAAAGGAAAGUACAAUGAUAGUAAUACGCAAAGCUACAAAAAUUACAAUGAAGAUCAGGAUCGCGAUCACUUGAAGGAAGAACCUUCGGAUAGUUACGAAGUUAUUAAACGUAUCGAUUCGGUCGAUGAACGGCUUGAAGAUUCAUUCAUCGGAGAAGAAUAUAUUGAUGAUAUUGAAAUAAAAGAAAGUAUUGGCAUCGGUCGAGCUUUAAAUGGAUCAAACAAAUUCAGGAUUCACGUGGAGGAUUCAAAAAACAAUGCGAAAGGUACGAAUGAAAAUAGUUCUUUGUCUCUAAACUCAAAUCGGUAUAAUUUAACCGAAUCGAUUGGAAGUAAUAUAGAAUCGAUCGAUCAGUUGCAAACUGAUACGACCGAUACUGUAAAUUAUGCAAGUAUUUUAGAAAAAAGUACAACUCCCAUGAUCGAAUAUUUAUCGCAUUUCAAACAUGAAAGCAGUAAUACAGAAAUAGAAGAACCAUCGACUACUUUGUCGUACAAAGAAAAUAUAACGUCAACGGAAACAACGAUACCAUUAGAUACGAAAUUAUAUUCUACGGAAAAUCCAGGUGUUUUUAGCAAUGACGAAUUCAAGAGUGGAACAAUUAUCGAUUCGACUAUUUUACAACCUGACAUUAUUUUAAAACCACCAGUUAUUACUGAAGCGAAAUUUCGAAUAAAUGUUCCAGAUUAUCCCUCUACAAAAACACCCAUUUUUCAUACGUCGUACAAUACAAUCUACUCAGAAAUGCAAAGUACUACACAAAUCCCAAUAGAUGAACAUUUAAUUAAUGAAUCAACGAACGUAUCGAUACCUUGGUUCCAGCAUACUACUGAUUUUCCGGCAACAGACAUAGAACCUCCGUUCAUUGGCUUCAAUUUAAAGGAUACCAUAGACGAGAUUGUCACUCAAACUUCUAGAUUUGAUACGCCUAUCAAAACCGGGAAUGAAGACGACAAAAUUCGAAGAAAUUCGAGGCAACAGGAAGAAGCUAAAUUCGUUAGCGAGUUGAUAGAAAUUUCCGGCGGAGAGGAUCGAACAAACAUUGCGACAAAUAUAAAAUCUAUAUCAAGUAUAGAAGAUGCGAUCGAAUUAAACAAAUCCCCAUAUCAAAUAUCAGUGACCCUGAAUACAAAAAAUGAAUCGGUACCAAUCAAAGAUGAUUUGAUUAUUAGUUUAAUAAAACAACAUGAGAGAAAUAAUUCUCGUCCCGAUAGAUUAGGUCAACUCGAAAUUGUCAAAUCUAUCGAGGGGAUUACUGAUAAUCGAAAUAACGAUUUUCCGUAUAACGAUAAUAAUAAAAUACCUUUUUUCAAAGAUACAAUGAAUUUAUCGAGUAAUCAAAAAGAAAUAGAAGGCAAUGCUGGUUCUGAUAAAUUAGGUCAAAUCGAAAUUGUCAAAUCUAUCGAAGGGGUUACUGACAAUCGAAAUAGCGAUUUACCGUAUAACGAUAAUAAUAAAAUACCUUUUUUCAAAGAUACAAUGAUUUUAUCGAACAAUCAAAAAGAAGUAGAAAGCAAUGCUAGUACGAGUAACGUAAACAAUUUAAGUCUUCUACAGUUAAUGGCAGAAUUACUUAAAAUCGAUCAUAUUCCUCGACCUUUCUCCUUGAAUCAUCUUCAAGGAUUCAAAUCAAAUUCGGAUUCUAAUUGGGAUCAAAGUGUAUUACCUACCACGACAAUUAAAUCCAUUGACGAUAGCUUACCAAAAGAGAAAAUUAUCGAGAAUGUUAAUUCUAAUAACGAUAAAAGAAAUGUCAUGCCACGAUUAAGAGAUAUUUUGGAAGGAACUCCACGAAGUAUUACGAAAAAUCGAGUCCUAGACGAAUUGACCAACAAUUUUGAUAGACCAUUAAACAAUGUAGAAAAUCGUCUAGCAAUUAAUAGUCAGCUACCUCAAAUACAAAGAUCUCUAGAUUUUGAGGAGUCUAAGGAAUUUAAUAACUCUCCGAAAACGUCAUUUCGAAAAACGACCAAUAACACCGAAUCUGUUAAAACCGUUGUGGAAACGGAGUUCCUACCUUCCAUAGGAUUUUCUUUUGAUACCAGUGAAGGUCGAAAAAAAUACAUCGAUGCUAUUCUUGAUGGUUUAUUGGACGAAUCGAUUCACGAAAGUAACACAAACAAAUCACUCAACGUGGAGAUGAUUGAUAAAUCAUCUUACAACGAUUCUCGAUCUUCAUUGGCUCAAAUUUAAUUACCUAUAUAUUAUUUUGUCAAUUCUCCUACUCUCUUCCAAAUGUGAUAUUCAAUGGUAUUCUUUAUUUUUUAUUCCUUUUCUUUUUUUAACAUCAAUUUUAUUCCACACACCCACACACACAGACACACACACAGAUAUAUGGAUAUGUAUAUAUAUGGGAUGAGAGUGAGUAUGCAUGUGUAUGUGAAUUACUUAACUUGAAUGUGCGUUUCGAAAAGAAAGAAAAGAAUGUAUUUUGGCGAGUAAGCUUCGAUUAUCAAAGAACGGUAGUAAAAGAAUAGCUCUAGCGAUGAAAGAAUAUUUUUAAAAAGUUCCAGAGAGUAUAUCGAGGUGUGUGUGUGUGUGUGUGCGUGUUACUGCGAGAAUUUUACUAAUUUGUGAGAUUUAUUUUUCACUUUUAUAUCUAUUAAUUAUCCCUCACAUUAAACU
Messenger RNA from Polistes canadensis, 3901 nucleotides. Its product is annotated as rho GTPase-activating protein gacU-like. The record is from RefSeq and is a predicted model, not a curated record. The transcript is spliced from 5 exons. NCBI's taxonomy places the organism in Eukaryota, Metazoa, Arthropoda, Insecta, Hymenoptera, Vespidae. Gene Ontology annotation, molecular function: chitin binding. Gene Ontology annotation, cellular component: extracellular region. The coding region runs from base 155 to 3469 and encodes 1104 amino acids.